CUUAAUUUUCAUUCCUUUUAAUUCCACAAAAUUUUUCUUUAUUUAUUUAGUAAUAAUUUAUUCAUACAAUUUAAGAAUCCUUAUAUCGAAUCGAUAAGGAUUCUGUUAAAAUAUUUCUCAAUCGAUUUAAUGUUUUGAUUUAAUUGAAUGAGUGGAGAGAAACAAUGUUUGAAACAAACAGCAUACCAAGAUCAAAAUUCAACAAUGUAUUACAUUCAGACCCUGGAAGGUCUUCUAUUACCGAUGAUGACUUUGGUGUUAGAAACAGUAGUGUUUCAGCGGCAAGCCCUGGUUUUUAUGAUCGAAACCGAUUAAGUGGUGAAGUAUCACCAUGUAAUAUGUCGCCAUGGAAUCAAACUUCACCUUACACAAAAUCUCCAUGGUCAUCAUCUCCCAACACACCAUUUGAUGAAAGUUCCCCGCCGAACGGUCUAAUUGGAUCAUUAGUUCGUGAAGAAGGUCAUAUUUAUUCAUUAGCUGCCACGGGGGAACUUCUUUACACCGGGUCGGACUCGAAAAACAUUCGUGUUUGGAAGAACUUGAAAGAAUUCUCUGCAUUCAAAUCCGCAAGUGGAUUAGUUAAAGCAAUCGUAAUCUCCGGUGAGAAAAUAUUUACGGGUCAUCAAGACGGUAAAAUUCGAGUUUGGAAAGUUUCGGCUCGAAAUCCAAGUGUCCAUAAACGAGCCGGAACUCUCCCGUCUUUGAAAGAUAUGAUCAAAAGUUCAUUAAAACCAAGUAAUUAUGUUGAUUAUAAAGGUCAUCGCUCGCUCUGGAUUAAACACUCGGAUGUCGUCUCUUGUUUGAGCUUAAGUUUAGAACAAGGACUUCUUUACUCGGGUUCUUGGGAUAAAACUUUAAAAGUAUGGAGAAUUUCAGACUUAAAAUGUAUUGAAUCUAUUAAUGCGCACGAUGAUGCUGUAAAUUCGGUUGUAUCUGGUUUUGAUGGGUUAGUAUUUACCGGAUCAGCAGAUGGUACCGUCAAAGUUUGGAGAAGAGAAUUGCAAAAUAAAUCAACAAAACAUGUUUCUAUGCAAACGUUACUCAAACAAGAAUGUGCUGUGACAGCAUUAGCAGUAAAUCCAGGUGCUUCAAUUGUUUACUGUGGAUCAUCAGAUGGACUCGUUAACUAUUGGGAACGUGAUAAACAAUUGUCCCAUGGUGGUACACUCAAAGGACACAAACUUGCUGUUUUAUGCUUAGCUGCUGCAGGGAAUUUGGUAUUUAGUGGAUCAGCCGAUAAAACAAUUUGUGUUUGGCGAAAAGAUGGAGGUGAUCAUACUUGUUUGUCUGUUUUAACUGGUCAUACCGGCCCUGUUAAAUGUUUAGAUGUUGAAAAUGAUCAAGAAUCAAGUAAGAAAGAUCAACGUUGGAUAGUCUAUAGUGGAAGUCUUGAUAAAUCAGUUAAGGUUUGGAGUGUUGCUGAAAAAGCACCAGACAUUCAUCAAAUGGCUAUGGAUCAACAAUUUCAUCACGACCCUUCCUACGAUCAAUCGUCUUUGCCACCAUCUUAAAGUUUUUCUAAUUAUAGAGAAGAUAAUUAGAAACCGGACCUUCACAAUUCAAAAUGAUUUAUGAAUGUUAAUUUCACUAAUGAGUUUAUUUGUAACAUUUUGUAACUAACAAUAAUCUGGAAAUCGGUGAGAAAUUAAAGAGGAAAGAAGAAUAUAUCUGAGUAUGAAAAAAAAAAAAAAUUCUUUAGUGAAGAGGGUUAAUGAAUUGAUUGCUUUAUAAGAUUGUAUAAAACUACUAAAUCCCAAGAUUUGUCAUGUCAUAUAAAAUCUAUUUAUUUAUUUGUUGAUCAUGAUAAA
Messenger RNA from Papaver somniferum (opium poppy), 1808 nucleotides. Its product is annotated as protein JINGUBANG-like. Lineage: Eukaryota; Viridiplantae; Streptophyta; Magnoliopsida; Ranunculales; Papaveraceae. The record is from RefSeq and is a predicted model, not a curated record. Bases 165 to 1511 code for a protein of 448 amino acids. Gene Ontology annotation, molecular function: protein binding. The transcript has a single exon.